CCGUUUCGAUAGAUUGAAAUAUUGUAGAUAUCAAAAGUAUCGCAAGCUACCUGCACAAAUAUCGAUAUCAAUCGUGUGCCAGUGUCGAUAGCGCUGCGAACGUUGCCGCCUGCCGCAGUCUGAAGUUGCUUUCAUAACACUCAAAAAAAAAGCUAAAUAUGUCCGCUGUGGAACAGGAUCCCGUAGAAUUGAUGCUUAAGAAAACAGGCUGCAUUGAACUACACUACAAGGUACAGGAGUGCAUCGCAGAAACGGGCGACUGGCGCAUGUGCCAGGACAAAGUCAAAGAGUUUAAGGCGUGCAUGCAAAACUACGUGGACCAGCAGACCAAAAAGUACGCCAAUGUUAAAUAAGAUAAGACAAAAACUCCUCA
Messenger RNA from Drosophila virilis, 373 nucleotides. RefSeq names its product cytochrome c oxidase assembly factor 4 homolog, mitochondrial. The record is from RefSeq and is a predicted model, not a curated record. NCBI's taxonomy places the organism in Eukaryota, Metazoa, Arthropoda, Insecta, Diptera, Drosophilidae. Gene Ontology annotation, cellular component: mitochondrial intermembrane space. Gene Ontology annotation, biological process: mitochondrial respiratory chain complex IV assembly.